Messenger RNA from Momordica charantia (bitter melon), 750 nucleotides. RefSeq names its product universal stress protein PHOS32-like. Lineage: Eukaryota; Viridiplantae; Streptophyta; Magnoliopsida; Cucurbitales; Cucurbitaceae. The record is from RefSeq and is a predicted model, not a curated record.
UAAACCGCUUCAUUUCACUAAUCCGAAAAAGAAAAAGUGAAAAAAGAAACGAUCGGCGGCCGUGGAAUCGCUCCGAUGGCGACGGCGGCGGCGGAGAAGCCAGUGAUCGUGAUCGGCGUCGACGACAGCGAAUGCGCAUUCGCCGCUCUGCAGUGGACAUUGGACCACUUUUUCUCUCAAACUUUACAUCCGCCGUUAUUCAAACUCGUCGUCGUCCACGCCAAACCAAUUCCUGAAGUCUUCGUCGGAGUCGCCGGACCGGGAAUGGUGAUAGGAUCUGCGCCUGGAAUGUACCAAUUAUUGGACGAGAAUCUGAAGAAGAAAGCAGCAGGAAUUAUCGAAGCCGCGGGAGGAAUCUGCGCCGCUAAAUCGGUGAGUGGCGUUAUGUUCGAGGUGGAAGAAGGAGAUGCAAGGAAUGUACUGUGUAAGGCGGUGGAGAGGCACGGAGCUUCGAUGCUGGUGGUGGGAAGCCAUGGAUAUGGAGCUAUCAAGAGGGCAUUGUUAGGCAGUGUGAGUGAUUAUUGCGCUCGUCAUGCUCCAUGCACCGUCGCUAUUGUCAAGAAUCCAAAAACCAGCGCAUGAGUUUUCCAUUAGGAUCGCUUGCUUAGUUUUUAUAUUUAUAAUAAGUUUUUUUAACUUUCCAUUUUUUAUUUUUAUUUUGUAUUUGGUAUACGUCUUUGUUAUUAACCAACCACUCACUAAUUAAUCCAUGAAUAUAUAAUAUAGUCAUCUUGCCAAUUGUGUUUAAAA